AGGACCUACAUGAUCAUCAGUCCCUCUUUCCAAGUGUUCACUGCUGUGGACUUUAAAGCUUGGUUCCAAGUCAAACUGGUCCCUGUCCUUGCAAGUUUCACUCCAGAAAUGCUCCGAGGUGUAACUACCGGCACGAACUGCACAAACUAUCGUAUCAUUGUGAGAGGAAUGGGGAAAGUUGUCACUGCCAUACCUCAGCAAAGACUACAGGCGACCGUUGAUGUUUUACUGAAAUACCUAAAAGACUCUGCUGAUGUCAUCAACCAAAAAGUUUGCAGACAAGGAAUCGAGAGUGAUGCCCAAUGGAUUGAAGAAAACCUGGGUCCAUUUAGUCAAUACGCAACAUAUUCUGAGCUGAAGUUCUUCAACCUGUCUCAAGUCGCUAUCCUGGAUUCGUUGUCUUCCGGACAAAAAGCUGAAUUUCUUCUUGAACCUGACAACCUGUCCAAUUCCAGUCUGGUUAUUACUGUGUUGGAACGUUUUACUGCUUCAGCGUCUCUGCAAGACCUUGAGUCUUUCUUUAAUGUGUUUGCUGAUGGAUUAUCAAAGCCAAACCAAACUGCAGUUAGUCCCAGUGUGCGGGACAGUAUCCUAAAUUUAACAAUUACAGCCCUCGUUCCAAACUUCUACAUGCUGAAUUCUGAUGGCAUAGCAAAAUGGUUCCAGGUUUAUCUUCCUCUCUUCCUACCAAGUGCCAACUCAGCAACAUUUGAAAUCAUCCCAAGAAACAUUUCCUGCAGCUCCUAUCAAAAUAUUGUGAAAGGUUUCGACAACAUAAUCAUCCAGCUCUCUGAGGAACAGAAGCAACAAGUUCUAAGAUUUGGAUUGGACUAUCUAAAGGUCCAGUUGUCCUCAGGAUUUUCCUGUGUGAACUCUGGGGGUGACACUAACAACAGAGACUGGCUCGAGGAAAAUUUCGGUCAGUUCCGUCUUCAAGCCUCUUUCCAGGAUUUUCUGUCCUUAAAGAAAGACUUUAAAGGAGCUGAGGUGGCUGAUCUUCUCACCUUCAGUCAGCUAAAGGAACUUGCAGCAAUCCCUUCACAGCUAAAUGGAACACAAGAUGUCACAAAUAUCAUGAGCGUCAUCCAGCCAUCAGACUUUGCUGCUUUCUUUGAUUCCCUCUCAACAGCGGUUAAGGCCCAGCCUGCCAACUACACACAGGAGGUCAAAUCUGCCUUCCUCAAUGUGCUUUUUGAGAGAGGUGACCUUUCAUCUGUCAGUGAUAAAGACUUCCUGCAAUGGCUGAUGCGACUGGAGCCCUUACUUGUUGAUCUCUCUCCAAAUUUGGUGAACCAAGUUUUUGGCUUUGCUGCAAACAGGAGUUGUACCACCAGACAAGAGAUGAUAAACAUGCUUGACACAAUACAGAUAAGCAACAGCACCAAAGCAGAAAUCUACAAAAACAUCCUCCUCCUCCUCCGAGAUCCAGAGACCCUGAAGUGUUACGAUGGUGGAAGUUUUUAUCUCUUCCUGAAAAACAGCUUCCUCAGCUUUGGAUUUCCAGACGUUUCAACAUUCAUAUCUCUUCUGCCACCAAAUCGCAAGUCAGAGCUCUUGAAUACCAUAAGCCCAUCGGAGCUGCAUGAGUUCCUCAGUCAGCCUGAUGUCAUCGACAAGGAUUCAGACAUCUGUGUCAUCUUCAGCAACUACAACAACACCGCUGCCUUCCUACAAACGGAGGACCUCCCAAAUAGCGUGAGGAGGAUCAUCCUCCCCUGUGUGUGGCCUUUGGCUCUGAGCAGUGAAAACGGGUCUGAGGUUGAUCUGUGGUUCGACGUACGGUUGAAAAACUACCUGAGCUUCCUCACCAAGGACCUUCUGAACUUCACUGUGGUGCAGAACGCCUCAUGUCUCUCCUUCCAGAGACUGGUGUCUUUCAUGGGAAACAACUUUACCUACAACAGUUCUGAGUUUGGACGGGAAGAUGUGUACCGCACCAUCAGGAGCUACCUGAGAGCUGGAUCUGGAGCCAGGUGCUACGAUCCCAGAGACCCAGAGCUUAACUCCACCUCCUGGUUUUUCAACUACAUCGGCAGCUUUGUGACAUUCAUCACGCUGGAUGAUCUCACCAGCUUUGUCUCCACCUCUCAGCUGAAUGUGUUCUUGGGCGACAAGGCUAAUCUGGAGCUCUUUACCGACCCAGCGAUCCCACAAAAUGUGACAGAUUACUACAUCUUGCAGCUCUUUCAGUUCAACCCAUCCUUCCAACUCAUGAUUCUUCCUGGAAUUUUGUUGUGCUCCCCGGAAAUCCCAAGCUCAGCAUUUGCCUCUCUAAAUGAAGCAGAGACCAUGGUCAUCUUGGACAAGUUAAAGAUAUUCUGCAAUGGAUCAGAAAAUCCUGAGAGAUCCGCAGCUCUGGCAUCCAACAUCCAGAACAUCACAGAGCAAACCUUCCAAGAUCUUGGAAGUGCCUCUUCAGGCCUGACAACAACCCAGAUACUCUCAGUGUCCCCCACAGUCCUGGUGUCCUCUCUGUCCAGUCUGGGCUCAGUAGAGACGUGGGGACAGGACCAGGCCAACAUCAUCGUCCAGUCCAUCACCUCCUCUGGCUUUCAGAUAAACACCACAGCAUCCCUGGUGUCCCUGGGAACUCUUAUUGCUGGUGUUCCUUCAGAGUCAGUGGAGAAGAUGUCGGCUUCUGAAGCCAUCACUGCCUCCAAGAACCCAGCGAUUGUUUCCAACAUGCAGAAAGCCCCAAAGGUUGUCCAGCAGACCUUUGUCAGAAAGAUCAUUUCUGGGUUCUCCAGUCCAUCUGAGGUGGUAAAGAAUGUCCCUGAUUCUUUGGCAACUGAGAUCCCUCCCGCGAUGCUGAUAUUCCCUGAUGGGGCUGCAGACAUCAGCGUGUUAAACAAGAAGACAUGGACAUCAGAUCAGUCCACCAUAUUCUUUCCGAUCCUGGGUGACAAAGACUUUGAUAUUGAGCAGCUUUCUCGAUAUUUCCUGCAAGGCUUCACAUGUGGCACAGUUAGUAAAAUGAAAAGAUCUCGAGUCAGACAGUUGAUUCGUGCAUGUAGGCCAAGAAAAGGAAGAGAUAAGGUGAAGCUGGAGGAACCACAGCUGACCUGCAUGUACAACCUGCUGCGUGACAACAUCUCCCAGAGCUUCACAGAUUAUCCUUCAGACAUGCUUCUCUACUUAAACACCAGAGAUGUCCAGAAAGGAAACUGCAGGGCCUACCUUUCGGCCCUGGGUGCUGCAGACUUCACUGUGGCCUCCAGCAUCUUGAACAAAGGCUCAAAGAAGUUUAGUGAAGCUGGGACCUGCUUGGGAAUCAGUGGGGCCGCCCUGAACAGAGACAACGUGGAGGUUCUGGGGAACAUGGCCUGCAGCCUGGAAGGACCUGACAUCGAGAACUCAGAUCCUCUCAUCCUGGAAAAACUUAAAGCCUGCAAAGACCUCUCUGACAGCCAAAUGAUGGCUGUGGAAGCGCAGCUGCUCAGUGGAAAAUCACGAUAUGGAAAUGUCACCACCUGGACCAAGAAAACACUAGAGGACCUCGACAUUCUUCCCCUGUACUUCUCAACAAACCUCUGGGGGCACUUAGACCGUCAAACAAAGAGAAGGUUCCUUAAAGGUUUCAUGCCGAACUUGAGAAGAAGAAGAACUCAGAAGAGGAAGCUAAAGAGGCUGUUCAAACAACUCAGUACUCGUUUGGCAAAGCGAGCAGCAGGUUGUAAUUCAGAGGAGAUCACCCAGGUGACCAUUAGCGACCCAGCGUUCCCCUUUGGCUAUGAUUCGAUGCAGUUUGACCUCUGCCUGGACCUUUCUGUGCUGAAAGAAAACCUCUAUGCUAUCUGCCAGAAAGUGGAUGAUGAUGAAUUCCAGAAAAUUAUUCUGAGGAAGCUCAACCAGACUUACCCAUCUGGAGUUCCUGAUCAGGCAGUACAGCUGCUUGCCUCAGUAUCUCGCAUGGCAACACUUGAUGACAUCUCUGGGUGGAGCAUCACUAAACUGGAUACUCUGGCCGCUCUCAUGGAACCUGAAGAUGGAAGCUGGGAGAAGGAGAAGAGCCGAAAAAUCAUCACCAAGUACCUGGAAACAUCUGGAAAUUCACUGGGCAGCGCUGAGUUGGACGCAAUAGGCUCCAACCUUUGCUCCUUGGAAAGCAGAACGCUACAGAACAUCACAACAGACAGCCUGAGAAAUGCCAGGCUUAUAGAUGUGUCAUCAUGUUCAGCUGAGCAGAAGAGAGUGCUCUAUGAGAUCAGCAACAGCUCCUACAGCGUUUAUCGUGAUAAUCCCAUUACCUUUUACAACCUGGUUAAAGGCUAUCUAGGUGGAGCACCGCAAGCAGAUAUUAGAUCAUUAUCAACACAGAACAUCAGCAUGAGUGUCAACACCUUCAGAAGUCUGGAUAUCAAUGUGAUAACUAAUGUAACUGUGAACGACGUCCGAGGGCUCAUGGGUGAAAACCUGCCAGAUCUGAAGCUGUUUGAGAAUGAAACAGUGGUUAGAACCUGGGUGAAUUUACAGCGACAGUCUGAUCUUGACACACUGGGCGUGGGUCUAAUCAGCAACAGAGUAGAUGCGAACACAACAGAACCUGGCUCCAACGUGAAUGGAAGCACCGCUACAACUGCACCACAAAACAGCACAACCGGCACCAACGUGACCCAAAAUACCACAACCGGCACCAACAUGACCCAGAAUACUGCAAAUGGAACUGUGACACAAGGAAACACAAACAGCUCCAGUCCAGCCUCAGUUGGUACAUCCACACCAUCACAACCUGCAGCUACAAAUGGUGUUCUCAUACUGACAAAAUCCCCUGCAUUGGUUCUCCUUGGAGUUUUGCUCACAGCUGGUCUACAAAUACUUUUACAGCCGGCCUAAAGGACCCUGCUGCAGAAGCUAUUCUUGGGUUUUUAAGCAAAUAUUAUCAUAUUAUAGUUCUAAUUACAACUGUAGCUGUAUUAUUUAUGCACAUGUAGAAAAAGAAACUUAAUUUCCACUGUUUCAUAUCUUUCAAAUUGCUUCUUGCAAUUAAUAUUUUACUAAAGAAUCAAUAAUAUGUUACUUUUUUUGGUGGGCAAAGUACAGAAAUAAUGCUUUUUAAAUAAUAGAAAUGUAUCUUAUAAAUCAAUAUUCUUUAAAAUAUAAUUAUUUUCUUCCUGU
This is a messenger RNA of Cyprinodon variegatus (sheepshead minnow), 5115 nucleotides long. RefSeq lists its product as uncharacterized. Gene Ontology annotation, cellular component: cell surface. NCBI's taxonomy places the organism in Eukaryota, Metazoa, Chordata, Actinopteri, Cyprinodontiformes, Cyprinodontidae. The transcript is spliced from 35 exons. Gene Ontology annotation, biological process: cell-matrix adhesion. Bases 10 to 4833 code for a protein of 1607 amino acids. The record is from RefSeq and is a predicted model, not a curated record.